This is a messenger RNA of Pan troglodytes (chimpanzee), 1087 nucleotides long. Its product is annotated as myomegalin. Gene Ontology annotation, molecular function: molecular adaptor activity. The record is from RefSeq and is a predicted model, not a curated record. Lineage: Eukaryota; Metazoa; Chordata; Mammalia; Primates; Hominidae. Gene Ontology annotation, biological process: regulation of Golgi organization; positive regulation of microtubule nucleation; centrosome cycle. Gene Ontology annotation, cellular component: Golgi apparatus; centrosome.
GAUGAUGACCAUCCUUUCGUUGACGUCUGGGCCUUCCGCAAGGGCGAUCUUGAUGGAGGCUGUGGCGAAUCUCACCAGCUGUUUGAUGUGUGCUCCCUUCUUCCCGAUAAUGGCGCCCACAGCCUGGGUUGGGAUGAAGAGAUUCACAACCUCCUGCUCUGGAUAAGAGUGAUGAUGCGGGAACUGGCCAACCUGGUGAUGGGGGUACAAGCUGGAGAAGUAUCCGGAGAGACUUGGACACAGUUGUAGGGCUGGAAAAAGAACUGAGUAAUGCCAAAGUGGAACUUGAACUCAUGGCUAACAAAGAAAGAGAAAGUCAGGACCUGCAAAUGCAACUGGUUGAUCCUGAAGACAUAAGAGCUAUGAAACGCCUGACCCAGGAAGUCUUACUUCUUUGGGAAAAAGUUGCUUCAGUAGAAUCCCAGGGUCAAGAAAUUUCAGGAAACCAAAGACAACAGUUGCUGCUGAUGCUAGAAGGACUAGUAGAUGAACGGAGUCAGCUCAAUGAGGCCUUACAAGCAGAGAGACAGCUCUAUAGCAGUCUGGUGAAGUUCCAUGCCCAUCCAGAGAGCUCUGAGAGAGACCGCACUCUGCAGGUGGAACUGGAAGCUCAGGUGUUACGCAGUCGGCUAGAAGAAGUUCUUGGAAGAAGCUUGGAGCGCUUAAACAGGCUGGAGACCCUGGCCGCCAUUGGAGGUGGGGAACUGGAAAGUGUUUGAAUUCAUCACAAGCUUGCCUACUGAGCACUGGCGGGUCAGACUGCAGCCCAGGAUGGAAAACCUUGUUUGCACUAACCAGAAAGAUCCUUGUCUGACUUUGGCAGAAUUAAAUGGUGACUUACUAAUGAUAGAACUGGUACAAGUAGCAUCAACUACAAAGUGAAACUCACUUUAGCCUACAUGGAUCUCAUUGUACAUAUAUAUCAAUUCCUAAAUUGAAUGGUGGAGGUUGCAAAGUGUAUUUGCACAUUUUAAAUCAUUCUGUUUUAGUUUUUCCAUUUUCAUUCAUUCUUAUCCCUAGCUCUUCUCAUUCCCUCAUCCCUUCUGUGGGCCAAUAAAGUUUAUUCUUCCCCCACUUUCACAAUCCA